Molecule: messenger RNA, 3192 nt
Organism: Morchella importuna
Lineage: Eukaryota; Fungi; Ascomycota; Pezizomycetes; Pezizales; Morchellaceae
Exons: 8
Coding region: 1-3192 (1063 amino acids)
Biological process (GO): RNA catabolic process; maturation of 5.8S rRNA
Cellular component (GO): nucleus
Molecular function (GO): RNA helicase activity; ATP binding; RNA binding
Source: RefSeq, a predicted model, not a curated record
AUGUUUGGCGGUGACGAACUAUUUGACGUUUUCGACAAUGAUUCUGCAGACCUCCUCAAAAAACCUAGAAAAGAUCGUUUUAAAAAGAGAUACGCCAAUGGAAGUGCACGACCGCCGGAGAAAGAUGAUUCUGAUGCAGGAUCAGUAACGGAACCUAUGCUAGUAGAUACAGAAAACGGAAGUGGUGCGGCAGCGAAAAGGCAGCGACGAGAAGGAGAUCCUAUUACAACUGACGCUUUCGAAAUCGAGUCGGUGAGGGAAGUACCAGCUUCCAGCGGAUUGGGCUCUCAAGAGAUCGAGGGACAGUCUAUCAUCAUCCCACAUCAGGUCCGACACCAAGUCUCAUUACCAACAGACUACAAGUAUUUACCUAUUGAGAAUCACAAAUUUGUUGAUCCUCCAGCCCGGAAAUAUGAGUUCGAAUUGGAUCCAUUCCAGAAAACCUCUGUAGCGGCGAUUGAGCGUGGAGAAAGUGUUUUGGUCAGUGCACAUACGAGUGCGGGAAAGACAGUCGUUGCAGAGUACGCCAUUGCGCAGAGUUUACGAGAGAACCAAAGAGUCAUCUACACCAGUCCUAUAAAAGCGCUCAGUAACCAAAAAUACCGAGAAUUCUCUGCAGAGUUUGGUGAUGUUGGAUUAAUGACUGGUGAUACUACCAUAAAUCCUUCGGCGACAUGUCUUGUGAUGACAACUGAGAUUUUGCGGUCGAUGUUAUACAGGGGUUCUGAAGUGAUGAGAGAGGUUCAAUGGGUCAUUUUCGACGAAAUCCAUUAUAUGAGAGAUAAAGCUCGUGGUGUUGUUUGGGAGGAAACAAUCAUUCUCUUACCAGACAAGGUUCGCUACGUAUUUUUGUCUGCUACCAUUCCAAAUGCCAUGCAAUUCGCCGAAUGGAUCUGCAAGACACAUAAUCAGCCGUGUCAUGUUGUCUAUACAGACUUCAGACCCACGCCAUUACAAAAUUAUUUCUUCCCGGCCGGCGCGGAUGGUAUUCACCUUGUGGUUGAUGAGAAGGGUGUAUUCCGAGAAGACAAUUUCCAAAAAGCUAUGGGUUCGUUAGCGGACAAACAAGGUGAUGAUCCGGCAGAUAUCAAUGGUCGCAGGGGUCACGGGAAGAAAAAAUGGGCAACGAAAACCGGAGGGAACAAGAGCGGCCCCUCAGAUAUUUACAAAAUUGUUAAGAUGAUUAUGGUCAAGAAUUAUAACCCAGUUAUCGUCUUUUCCUUCAGUAAACGAGAGUGCGAAAGCCUGGCGCUCCAGAUGAGUCAACUUGCCUUUAACGACGAAGCUGAAAAAGACAUGGUUGGUAAAGUGUUCGGAAACGCAAUUAGUUCGUUAUCGGAGGAGGAUCGGGGUCUUCCACAGAUUCAACACAUUUUACCACUUCUCCGCCGUGGUAUUGGUAUACAUCAUUCCGGAUUACUUCCCAUAUUAAAGGAGGUCAUUGAGAUUCUCUUUCAAGAAGGGCUUAUCAAGGUGCUGUUUGCCACCGAAACCUUUUCUAUUGGAUUGAACAUGCCUGCAAAGACGGUAGUCUUUACGAGUGUACGCAAGUUCGAUGGGAAAGAGCAGAGAUGGGUGUCCCCUUCAGAGUUUGUUCAAAUGUCGGGCCGUGCCGGUCGUCGCGGACUUGAUGAUCGUGGUAUUGUUAUUCUUAUGAUUGAUGAGAAAAUGGAACCUCAUGUUGCCCGCGAAAUUGUCAAAGGAGAACAGGAUCGCCUCAACUCAGCCUUCUAUCUCGGAUAUAAUAUGAUCCUGAAUUUGAUGAGAGUCGAGGGCAUCUCGCCUGAAUAUAUGUUGGAGAAAUGUUUUUUUCAGUUCCAAAAUACCGCCGGUGUUUCGGGCUUAGAAAAGGAACUUGGCGACUUUGAAAAUGAGAAAUUAAACAUGAUUAUCGAGGAUGAGAGCGUUGUACGAGAGUAUUACGAUCUACGACAAAAGCUCGAUACAUACGCUAAAGACAUGCGAGACGUUAUUAACCACCCUAACUACUGCCUGCAAUUCAUGCAGCCUGGGAGAUUAGUCAAGGUCAAAUACCAAAACCAUGACUUUGGAUGGGGUGCUGUGGUUAAUUAUUCCAAGAGGAUCCGUGGCAAGUCUCAAACUGAAGAUUAUCCACCUCAAGAAUCAUAUGUCGUUGAUGUCCUACUAUGCCUCGCAGCUGAUGCACCAACAUCUGCCCGACCAGGCUUAGAUCUCCCCCCUGGCGUCAAGCCCCCUGGACCUGGUGAAAGUGGGAAGAUGGAGGUUGUUCCUGUGUUACUUUCCUGUCUCGAAGGAAUUGCAGGUAUCCGUAUUUUUCUGCCCAAGGACAUGAAGUCACAAGACCAGCGGAAUACUGCAAGAAAGAACAUCGAUGAAGUGAAGAGACGCUUUGGCGAUGGUAUAUCUGUGCUUGAUCCUAUUGAGAAUAUGGGUAUCACAGAUGAGUCUUUCAAGAAUCUUCUUCGAAAAAUCGAAGUUCUCGAAUCGCGGUUAUUGGGGAAUCCUUUGCAUAACUCUCCACGCCUUGAGGAUCUUUAUAACCGCUACAGCUUGAAGGUUGAAAUCCAAGACAAGAUCAGAGCGACAAAGAAAAAGAUCACGAUCGCCCACUCAAUCAUGCAACUAGACGAAUUAAAAUGUCGUAAACGUGUAUUGAGGCGUCUUGGAUUCAUCGCCGGGGACGAUGUCAUUCAGAUGAAAGCGAGAGUAGCUUGUGAGAUCAGUACAGGAGAUGAGCUACUCCUUGCUGAACUUCUCUUUAACCGCACUUUUAACGAGCUUACACCUGAGCAAAUCGCAGCCCUCCUAAGUUGCUUUGUUUUUGAAGAAAACAGCAAAACUGAUGCGAAACUCCAAGAUGACCUCGCAAAACCGUUUCAAGAGCUACAGUCGCAAGCCCGGCUCAUUGCUAAGAUCUCAGCAGAGAGCAAGCUCCCAGUUUCGGAGGACGAAUAUGUUCAAAAGUUCAAACCACAACUGAUGGAAGUUGUUUAUACCUGGUCGAAAGGAGCUUCGUUCGCUUCCAUCUGCAAAAUGACAGAUGUAUACGAAGGAAGCUUAAUUCGCAUGUUUAGGCGCCUAGAGGAAUUACUGAGGCAGAUGAGCCUAGCAGCGAAAGUUAUGGGCAGCACUGAAUUGGAAGAGAAGUUUGAUCAAUCGCUUGAAAAAGUUAAGAGAGAUAUCGUAAACGCAGGUUCUCUCUAUCUGUAA